GCUCUUUCACUCAAUGGAAUCGCCGUCAGGCAAUCUAGACGCUUACUUGUAAUCCACUCUGUAGACGCCCCGCGCUGCUGCUUGUGCUUCUGCUAGCUGCUCUGUAUUUGGCUCUUGUAAUAUAGAGCCUGAUCUACGAAGCUCAACAAAUUACAGCAUUGCGCUGUUUUUUGUGAUCAAAAGACUCAGGCGACUCGCGGCAUUGCCCUCUAGAAGAACGUCGUAAGAGCAAGGAUUGAAGUAGGAAGGACUGCAAUGGCGCCAAAGGCUAAGAAGGAGGAAACGAAUCACUCUGAUGCAGUCAAAGUUCUUGAGGAGGGGCACCUGUUCUUCUUCUACCGGCCGAAAGUGGAGCAGGAGUCCCCAGAGAGCAUCGACGAUCUCCAGAGGUUGUAUCUUGUGAUGCGUCCGGUUGGGGGCUCAGAUGUCGGGCCACAAGGGGAGGAAGCUGUGCAGGAUGAGGGGGAUGAGAAGCAGCUGAAGCAGAGCAAGGAGGAACAUCUGAAAAAGGUUGAGGACGUAGCACAGCAGACAGGUUCACGGGGCGGAGCCAAGCAAGAAAAGGGCGCCACUGCAAAGAAAGACGGCCCUAAGGGUCACACCAACGAAGAGCAAGCCAAAGGGGGGGACGAAAAAUCUGCCAAAAAGCCAAAGACCGAGGAACAAGGCGAGGGGGAUGAAGCGGAAGGUGGGAAAGUGGGGGGAAAGCCACUCCACAAGAAGGAUCUGAAGCUGAGGCUGCGGUAUGUGGUGGUUGCAAAGAAGGCGCUGCCGAAAGUGACGGGGAAGAAGAGCCGACCAUUCUGGGCGUUUGUGGAGACCGUAACGGACGAUCCUGAGGUGAUUCGACAGAAGCUCAAAGGAAGUACGUACGAAACAAAGACCCGAGGGACGCGGCACCAGCCCGCGGCGCGGCCUUGCGGAGAGGGUGUGUACAAGAUCACGACGCACCAUGAGCGCGAGCACACGCACCUGGCGUACAAGCUGGAGCUGCCAAGCACGCCGGGCGAAGUGCAGGAAGAGCUCAACAUUCUGCCGGAGGCGAGCUUCAUCGUCCAGGUGAAGAACCCCGACACCCCCUCCCCGCCGAACGUCGGCCUGGGCAACCGCCUGCACCCGGACUUCCCCGAUAACCUCAAGCGGGUCUUCCACGGCCGGCGAUUCGUCCCGGUGGACCCGCCUGACUUUCUAGAUUACCCCGGCUGCGAAUUCAUCCUCAUUUCGGCAACCGACGACGUCGAACACGAGCUCGGGAUCGAGAUACCAAAAGAGCACGAGGGCCUCGAAAGCAGUGACCUGGUGCGGACGCUAAAACUGGACGAGGAACUAGAGAAGGUGCGGAAGCCGCUGCUUGAGGGGGAAUGGGCCUAGGCUUGCGACACGUGGCAGAUCGAGAGAGCCGAUCGAGGUGGAGUGGGCGCACGAUUGGGCGUAAGUGGCAUGGAAGGAGGUUGUUGAUUGUUAAAGGUGGGGAGCUUGAAGCAUCGAACGGUCGUCAGCGGACAGAUGGUGAGUCCACACCAGGUCGAUCAGUCGAUGAGAAACAAUUAGGUGGUCCAAUGUUGAGGUCGUACUUAACACGCGGCCCGGCCGAGGUUGCCUGGGGCGAGCUUUCGAGGAUCAAGGGUCGCAACUAAAUGUACUGCGUGUUACUUGACUCACAGCAGGCAUGCCAAUGUAUGAAAAUCAGCCCCAUUGUGAUUCGCUUUGGGGGCCUGUAAUCAACAAGCGGUGGAUUUUGGGGUUUGGAUCAGAUGAGUCUCUCUUGACUUUGAGCGGCAAGGGUAAGAGCAGAGAUCAACCUAGCAGCAGAUCAAGGCACAUAGACAAUCCGCACUGUUCGGCUUUCGAAUUGUUCGAGCAAGGAAUUGCCGUCACUCGUUUUGGACAGAGCAGCAGACUGCGGAUAUCCUUGCACGUUUGAAAUUCUUCUGGCGG
This is a messenger RNA of Klebsormidium nitens, 1938 nucleotides long. The record is from the annotation of a GenBank genome assembly. Lineage: Eukaryota; Viridiplantae; Streptophyta; Klebsormidiophyceae; Klebsormidiales; Klebsormidiaceae.